Drosophila persimilis is the source of this 1849-nucleotide messenger RNA. RefSeq names its product cilia- and flagella-associated protein 251 (gene Sh3beta). Gene Ontology annotation, cellular component: cytoplasm. The transcript is spliced from 5 exons. The record is from RefSeq and is a predicted model, not a curated record. NCBI's taxonomy places the organism in Eukaryota, Metazoa, Arthropoda, Insecta, Diptera, Drosophilidae. The coding region runs from base 253 to 1776 and encodes 507 amino acids.
GCAUUUUUUUUUCGUGUCUUCGCAGCAAUCAUCAAACCUUAGUGAACAAUAUUACCCAGUGCGUGCACGGAAAUAACAACAAAACAUUACGUAUCAGCAGUACCAGCACCGUAGGGGCCAAGAGCAGAAGCAAAGAAAAAGAAAGAUCUAAAAAUAUUUUUAAUCGUCGUACUCGAAUACUUUCAUUUCGCGAAACGCGAAUAGAUAGAGCUUUAAAUUGACAAAACAACGCAUUAUUAAACGCAAGUUAAAAUGGUAUUAAAAGUCUACGUCAGCGGCAUGUCCGGCAACAAGGAGGUUAAGAAGCGCCAACAGCGCGUCCUUAUGAUCCUGGACAGCAAGAACAUCCAGUAUGAUACCGUGGAUAUCACAGAACCCGGCAAGGAGGGGGAGAAGGAGAUGAUGCAGAACAAAUCUACCAGCAAUGGCGGCACAGUCAGCGACCCCGAUCCCCGCCACCCGCUACCUCCUCAGAUCUUCAACGAUGCGGACUACUGCGGCGACUACGACGCCUUCGACAUGGCCAACGAGAUAGACACCCUGGAGGUGUUCCUGAAGCUGGCGCCCGCCGACACCACGGCCGUGAGCAGUGCCCAGAUCGAGCUUAAGCAGGAGAACGGCGAUGCCAAGAAGGAGGUGGACGGCGAAAAGGAGAAGGCGACAGAGAAGGAUGAGGCGGCACCCGCAGAGGAUGCUGCUGCAGAGGCCAAUGGCGAGGCGGGGGAGAAGCCAGAGCACAGAAUGCCAGAACUUAACAGCGAGUGCCGCUACUGUAGAAUGCCAGCACUUAACAGCGAAAGCCUAACAGUGAAGAAAGACGAAGACGGCGCAGAGACGUCGAGCGAGGAUAAGGAGAAGGCCGAGGGCGAAGGUGCAGACGCCAAGGAAGAGAAUGGCGAGGAAAAGACUGAAACCGAAGCUGAGGAAGAGUCCGGGGACCAGACAGCGCAGGAGGACUCCACAGGUAAAGAAUCGAAGAAGGAGCAAGAAGGCACUGAGAAACCAGAGGGCGAAGAGGAGUCCAAAGAGAAGAGCGACGGUGAGAAGGAAACUGAAAAGGCUGAGGAGGAAGCCGAUGAGAAGGUCAAGGAUGGAGAGGAGAUAUCAGAAGAAAAGUCAUCCGAAGAAGAGGUUGCAAAGGAGAUAGUUGAAGAGGCUGGUGGGGACAAAGUAAAAGAAGAAGCUGAGAAAGAAACCGAUGAGGAGAAUGAAGAGGAAGAAGAUGUAGAAAAGGAUAAGGAAGCUGUGGCGGAAGAGGGGCUGGAGGCAGACAAAAAACAGGACGAAGCCGAGAAAGAAGAAAAGGAAGCGGAGCCGAAGAUCGAAAAAGAAGAAGGUAAAAAGGAUGACGACGAAGAAGCUGACGAAAAAAUAGCAGAUGCGGACAAAGAGGCGGAAGAAACGAAGGAGGAAAAGGAUGUUGCGGAAGCAACAGAAACCGAAAAGGCAGAAGAGACACAAGAAAAAGCCGCCCCCGAAACGGUGGAGACCGAAGAUGCUGAAAAGGAGACGGAAAGCCCAGAAGAGACGCCAAAAGAAUCCGCCCCCGAAACGGUGGAGACCGAGGAGGCUGACAAGGAGACGGAAAACCCAGAAGAGACGUCAAAAGAAUCCGCCCCCGAAACGGUGGAGACCGAGGAGGCUGAAAAGGAGACGGAGAAGAAUGACGCGCCCAAAGAGGAAGCAGAAGAGGACAGCAGUAAGCCGAAGGCCGCUGAAGAAGAUGACGCCGAGGCAGAGGCGUCCGCCGCCUCCUCCGGCGAGACGGAGGAAUAAAAACAAAGAGUCCCAGCAACAGCAACAUCCGCACACUGGCACCUGCAUCCAAAGUGUAUUAAUGCAAGGUGAG